Capsicum annuum is the source of this 506-nucleotide messenger RNA. RefSeq names its product 30S ribosomal protein S2, chloroplastic-like. NCBI's taxonomy places the organism in Eukaryota, Viridiplantae, Streptophyta, Magnoliopsida, Solanales, Solanaceae. The coding region runs from base 6 to 449 and encodes 147 amino acids. Gene Ontology annotation, cellular component: ribosome; mitochondrial small ribosomal subunit. Gene Ontology annotation, molecular function: structural constituent of ribosome. Gene Ontology annotation, biological process: translation. The record is from RefSeq and is a predicted model, not a curated record. The transcript has a single exon.
GAGAAAUGACAAGAAGAUAUUGGAACAUAAAUUUGGAAGAGAUGAUGGAGGCAGGAGUUCAUUUUGGUCAUGGUACUAGGAAAUGGAAUCCUAAAAUGGCGCCUUAUAUCUCUGCAAAGCGUAAGGGUAUUCAUAUUACAAAUCUUACUAGAACUGCUGGUUUUUUAUCAGAAGCUUGUGAUUUAGUUUUUGACGCAGCAAGUAGGGGAAAACAAUUCUUAAUUGUUGGUACCAAAAAUAAAGCAGAUGAUUCAGUAGAGUGGGCUGCAAUAAGGGCCCGGUGUCAUUAUGUUAAUAAAAAAUGGUUUGACGGUAUGUUAACGAAUUGGUCCACUACAGAAACAAGACUUCAUAAGUUCAGGGACUUGAGAAUGGAACAAAAAACAGGGAGACUCAACCGUCUCCCGAAAAGAGAUGCAGCUAUGUUUAAAAGACAAUUAUCUCACUAGCAAACAUAUCUGGGCGGGAUUAAAUAUAUGACAGGGGUACCCAAUAUUGUAAUCAUC